Molecule: messenger RNA, 1632 nt
Organism: Alternaria arborescens
Lineage: Eukaryota; Fungi; Ascomycota; Dothideomycetes; Pleosporales; Pleosporaceae
Exons: 2
Coding region: 1-1632 (543 amino acids)
Molecular function (GO): protein binding
Source: RefSeq, a predicted model, not a curated record
AUGCCUUGUUAUUCACGCAAAGACUUCAUGAGAGAGUUCGUCUUUCCUGAUGAACCGGCACAAGACUUUGAACGUGCUGGCAUCGCGGCUCAGUAUGCAUCAGGCCACCCAAAGGAUUGGUCACAAACCGACGACAUCCUCGACUUCAGUGCUGAUCUGAGAGAAGACCCCGAGAAUAUAUACAGAAGUUACUACACUGAUCUCAGUUCCGACAGGAAGUUGUUGGCUAUCAGUACGGAUGCAGGGCGCAUUCUCAUAUACGACCUCGCAUCCCGAGAGCUGUGCGAGGUCCUUGAAGGGUCGGGAUCUGUGACAUUCCGGCCUUCUAACACCAACGAAGAAAGCGUUGCAGAUGUUGACCAAGGCAUGGGUAUAGGGACUCCGAGACCGGGUUAUACCCUCGUCAGCUCCAUUCCGCACGAGGCUCAUCGCCGCGCUCGUAGUACCAACCAGCUUAUUCUUUGGGAUCUGGAUCAAAAUGGCCGAAUACUCGACAAAGAAGAGCCCAUUGAUCCCACCGUACUCGCUACUAAAGCCAUCGAUGCAAUCGCCCCAGAUCUCGCCGCGAGUCACGAAUGGACUAGGGAGUUUAUCGAUGCGUCAACACUCCGUUCUGACUUUAUGAAAUCGCUCAAUCAGGCAGCCGCAGAUCAUCGCAGGCGUCAUAACACCAUCAUUGACAAUGCGACGCUUGGGAAUUUUGGGUCUGUAAGCUUCAGUGCUGAUGGUAAACUGCUAUUGUAUCAUUCAAAGAAUGAUUCUACCCAACAAGGUAUGCGUGAACCAGACGAUCUUCCAGUCGUUGCCAUCUACGAUUUGGAAGCAGGCAUUGAGACCCACCGCCUCACUGGACAUACGGAUGCCAUUAUGUGGUCGGCUAUCAGUCCGGACAAGGAAUACGUUGCUUCGGUAUCCUGGGAUGGCACAAUGCGCAUGUACUCUGCCUCCACUGGAGCCUUAAUGUGGGUCACAGAGAACUCUGGUGGACAGAGCUGGGCUGGCGCAUUCUCACCAGACUCGAAGCUCAUCGUGUGGAGUUCCAAAAACGGCCAUGCAGUCCAAGUGCACGUUGUAUCUGAUGGACAGAAGACGGCAGCUAUGCAAGAAAAGUUUUCCCACUGGUGCCGUAACCUCAAAUGGCAUCCAACAGAACCAAAGAUCGCGCUUUGCGUGGAUGAAGAUGCGUACAUCUGGGAUCCCUCCGACGGCCCCAACGGCAAGGUUCUUCAGCAUUUCAAAGUCAAAAGUGACAAGGGACUCACGCGCAUAUGGGGGAUCCAAGAUGUUCGGUGGAUGGACGAAGGUCGGCUUUUGGGACUCGAGACGAGCGACGGUUCAGUCCUUGUCUACAACACGCAUGAUAACGCGAAGGAACUGUUCCGUCGGCCUGCUGGUACUAUGGCCUGCUAUGUACAAGGCGGCCUUUACGGAAUCAUCAAAGACCAGCAAGAGCAUGAUGUUUACGCCAUUGUCUGCGGCGAUGAGAAGGUGCGCUUCUUUCGGACAAGUGUUCCAGCUUUUCCGUCGUGGUGGGAGAAGGAACCACCAUCAGCGGUGGUAGAAAAGAAAUCAUUCCCCGAGACGGGAAAGUAUGUCAAAAUCACCAAAAAUUCGAAAAAAGUACUAUCAUAG